AUGGAAGAAAAUAAAAUAAACGAAGCUGAUUCAACUUAUAAGAGAAUCAACGAAAGUGGUUCUAUGUUAGAGAGUAAUGAUAAGAAAGAAAAGAAAAAUACUUCUAUAAAAAGUAAUGAAAACAAAAGUGAAAGUGAAAUUACUGAAAAGAAGGAAGUGAAGGAAGUGAACCCCGAAAUCGAAGAUAAAUUAAACAUUGAUGAUGUUUCUAAGCAUACUGUUCUUGAUUCGUCAUCUAAAAAAGCUAUAUUUACUGAAAUUAAACAAAAACUAGAAAAACAUAAGCAUGAGUAUUUCGAAAAAAAUAUAAAAUCUGAAUUCAGUGUGGUUGAUGGGGCUGUAAGCUCGAAAAAGGAACCCCCGAAAACGCUUAAAAUUGAAGGGACAACAUUAACAUCCGAUGAAUUAUCAGCUAAUCAGCAGGAUACGCCACCACUUUUAAGAAAAAUAAACGACGACAAAGGUAAUGAUAAUGACCCCCAGGAUGCUACUGAUUUAGAAAGUAGCGAAGGAAGUAGUCCAAAUUUUCCCAGCAGUGAAUCAUCUCCAUAUACAUCUGACUUGAAUUCUCGAACAAAGGAGUCAUCCUCUCCAAAAUCGGAUAAUACAGAAUUAGCGAUAAGUUUUGAUGAACCAGCUCAAAUUGAAACAUUGGCAUCAAUUACUUCCAAGAGCCGAGUACGAAUCCAAUCGAAACGCCGGCCACAGAGUCGCUACGCACGACAGACGGCCCUACGUCAUAGUGGCAUAGAUUUCGAUAUCACCGAUACCACUAGCAAUAGUAUCUCGUCCGAUCAAUUAAUAAGUGACUCCGAUCCAAAUUCAAUCACCGAACGAUACGUCUUUAAAGGAUGUUUCGACGGUGAAAAAACCAAUCCACAUGAUUCUGGACAUGUAGACGACAAAUCAGACUUGAGCAUUUCCAGAAAUACAGUUACAAAUCUCUUUUCACCAUCCACUGAUGAAGAAGACCUUUUUGAUGUACCACCUGAUUUGCCAGAGGAUUCGGCAACCAAAGAAGAUUCACUGUUUGGUAGAGCGCCAAUUUUAUCUCCCGUUGCUAAUCUUCAAACAGGGAAAUUCACAGAUAUAGAAAACAGUCUACAUAGAAGCUUAGAAAAUCAAACGGAAAAGGAAGUAAAGAAUAAUAAUAAUAAUAAAGAAGAAAAAAUUGAAUCUACUGAUCCUUUAAGAGAUGAAAGCCAUGAUCCUCUCGAAGAUCCGAGUCAACUAUUUGCUUUCGUUACUAAAACGCCGUCACCUGAUAAAAAUAAAGGUAUACUAUUAAAGAAAGAAGACGAUAGCCUUUUUUCAAGUUCAUCUAAGCUACUUGACAAAGUAGCAGAUCCAAAAUCGAAAUCAGCAUUAGACUUGUUUGUUGACGACGAUGAUACAAGUGAUGGUGCAAUUUCCGAGGAUGAUGAUAAUGAUCUUUUUAAAUAUAUAAAGAAAUCAAGUGAUACGACCAAAAGUGAAUCUAAAUUAUCCACUUCAAGUGGGACUGUGAAAAAGAAUGAGAACACAUCUUUAAAGAGUAACAAAACUAAGAAUAUUUUUGAUAACUCUAGUGACGACGAGGAUAUAUUUACAAGUAUUAAGAAACCAAUGAAAAAGAAAACGCAGUCACUAUUUGAAGAUGGAGAUAAUUUCGAUGAUAAUAUAUUUGGAAACCCAACAUCAUCUUCAGCAAUUGAUAAACAACCAUUAGUAGAAAGUGAAAAAGUCAUGGCAAAAAAAUCAGUUACGAAGGAUUUAAAAAAAACUGCCAAAAAGAUUGUUGAAGAUCCCUUAAGUGUUCUGCGAAAUGAUUAA
This is a messenger RNA of Ceratosolen solmsi marchali, 1812 nucleotides long. RefSeq names its product calponin homology domain-containing protein DDB_G0272472-like. Lineage: Eukaryota; Metazoa; Arthropoda; Insecta; Hymenoptera; Agaonidae. The coding region runs from base 1 to 1812 and encodes 603 amino acids. The transcript is spliced from 7 exons. The record is from RefSeq and is a predicted model, not a curated record.